Molecule: messenger RNA, 3823 nt
Organism: Ipomoea nil (Japanese morning glory)
Lineage: Eukaryota; Viridiplantae; Streptophyta; Magnoliopsida; Solanales; Convolvulaceae
Product: importin subunit beta-1
Exons: 3
Coding region: 210-2822 (870 amino acids)
Biological process (GO): protein import into nucleus
Cellular component (GO): cytoplasm; nucleus
Molecular function (GO): small GTPase binding; nuclear import signal receptor activity
Source: RefSeq, a predicted model, not a curated record
AAUAGAUUUACAUAAUUCAAUUCCAGCUUUACAUCCGCGUCCUUCUCUCCCUCUUACUUUCUCUUUCUUCCUCUCUCUCUCUCUCUCUCUCUCUCUCUCUCUCCCAUAUCUCUCUGUUAGGGUUUCAGGCGCCGCUUUUACUGUGUGCGAUCUGAAAGUGCAGUCCUUGCUCUCUCACCAGCCAUCAUCUCGGUCCUUCACAUAUAGUUAUGGCAAUGGAAGUCACCCAAGUUCUUCUCAAUGCACAAUCAGUUGAUUCAACUGUUCGGAAACAUGCAGAAGAAACACUGAAGCAAUUUCAGGAACAAAACCUUCCCGGUUUUCUUCUAUCGCUAUCUGGGGAGCUUGCAAGUGAAGAGAAGCCAGUUGAUAGUCGUAAAUUAGCUGGUUUGAUACUAAAAAAUGCUUUGGAUGCCAAGGAACAACAUAGGAAGUAUGAGCUUAUGCAAAGAUGGUUAUCACUAGAUGUGGCUGUCAAGACCCAGAUUAAGGCAUGCUUGUUACAGACCCUUUCUUCUCCUGUUCCAGAUGCCCGUUCAACUGCUUCCCAAGUGAUUGCAAAGGUUGCCGGCAUCGAGUUGCCACACAAGCAAUGGCCUGAGCUGAUAAGUGCACUAUUGACAAGUAUUCACCAGGUUCCAGCUCAUCUCAAGCAAGCUACUUUGGAAACUCUAGGGUAUUUGUGUGAGGAGGUGUCUCCUGAUGUUGUGGACCAGGACCAAGUAAAUAAAAUACUUACAGCUGUAGUUCAGGGUAUGAAUGCAACUGAAGGGAAUGAAAUCCGGCUUGUUGCUACUAGAGCAUUGUAUAAUGCUUUGGGCUUUGCUCAAGCAAAUUUUAACAAUGAUAUGGAGCGUGAUUUUAUUAUGAGAGUUGUUUGUGAGGCUACUCUCUCUCCUGAAGUCAAAAUUCGACAGGCUGCUUUUGAAUGCUUAGUGUCAAUUUCAUCAACAUACUAUGAGAAAUUAGCUCCAUACAUCCAAGAUAUUUUCAACAUAACAGCAAAGGCUGUAAGGGAGGAUGAGGAGCCUGUUGCUCUUCAAGCCAUUGAGUUCUGGAGCUCAAUAUGUGAUGAGGAGAUUGAUAUUUUAGAAGAAUAUGGGGGUGAUUUCACUGGUGACUCUGAUGUUCCAUGUUUUUAUUUCAUUAAGCAGGCUCUCCCUGCUCUAGUUCCUAUGCUUUUAGAGACACUUCUUAAGCAAGAGGAAGAUCAAGAUCAGGAUGAAGGUGCUUGGAAUCUUGCAAUGGCUGGAGGAACUUGCCUUGGUUUGGUUGCUCGCACAGUUGGGGAUGAGAUUGUCCCACUUGUCAUGCCAUUCAUUGAAGAAAACAUUACAAAACCUGAUUGGAGGCAGAGAGAGGGUGCCACAUAUGCCUUUGGUUCCAUCUUGGAAGGUCCCUCACCUGAUAAGCUAACACCUAUUGUCAAUGUUGCACUAAACUUCAUGCUUGCUGCUUUGACCAAAGAUCCCAAUAGUCAUGUCAAAGAUACGACAGCUUGGACUCUGGGUAGAAUAUUUGAGUUUCUUCAUGGAUCAAUGGUUGAAACACCUAUUAUUACCCCAGCAAACUGUCAGCAAAUUAUUACAGUUCUCCUUCAGAGCAUGAAAGAUGCUCCAAAUGUUGCUGAGAAAGCAUGUGGUGCUCUCUAUUUUCUCGCACAGGGCUAUGAAGAUGUGGGCUCAUCAUCUCCCUUGACCCCUUUCUUUCAAGAAAUUGUACAGUCUCUUCUUACAGUCACUCACCGUGAAGAUGCUGGAGAGUCUAGGUUAAGGACUGCUGCAUAUGAGACACUGAAUGAAGUUGUGAGGUGUUCAACUGAUGAAACAGCACCCAUGGUGUUGCAACUAGUACCUGUCAUCAUGAUGGAGCUCCACCAGACUCUCGAGGCACAGAAGCUUUCUUCUGAUGAAAGGGAGAAGCAGGGUGAGCUGCAAGCUCUUCUUUGUGGUUGCUUACAAGUCAUUAUUCAAAAACUAGGAGCGUCAGACCCAACAAAAUAUGUGUUUAUGCAGUAUGCAGAUCAGAUCAUGAAUCUCUUUCUCAGGGUUUUUGCGUGCAGAAGUGCUACUGUGCACGAAGAAGCUAUGCUUGCCAUUGGAGCCCUUGCUUAUGCAGCCGGUCCUGAUUUUGCUAAGUACAUGUCAGAGUUUUACAAGUACCUGGAAAUGGGUCUUCAGAAUUUUGAGGAGUAUCAAGUUUGUUCUGUCACAGUUGGUGUUGUGGGUGAUAUAUGCAGAGCAUUGGAGGAUAAGAUUCUGCCUUUCUGUGAUGGUAUAAUGACUCUGCUUCUCAAAGAUUUGUCAAGCAACCAGCUCCACCGAUCUGUGAAGCCUCCAAUUUUUUCGUGCUUUGGAGACAUUGCGCUGGCAAUAGGAGAGCAGUUUGAGAAGUACAUAAUAUAUGCUAUGCCUAUGCUACAUAGUGCAGCUGAGUUGUCUGCCCACACAUCUGGUGUUGAUGAUGAGAUGAUAGAGUACACCAAUCUUCUUAGAAAUGGUAUCUUGGAGGCAUACUCUGGUAUCCUGCAGGGAUUCAAGAAUUCUCCAAAGGCCCAUCGACUCAUCCCUUAUGCACCUCACAUUCUGGAGUUUCUGGACAGUAUUUACAUGGAGAAAGACAUGGAUGAUGUGGUGACAAAAACUGCUAUUGGAGUCCUUGGUGAUCUUGCAGAUACACUGGGCAGUGAAGCUGGUUCUUUGAUUCAACAGUCAGCGUCAAGCAAAGACUUCUUGAAUGAAUGUUUGUCCUCGGAAGACCAUUUGAUUAAGGAAUCUGCUGAGUGGGCCAAGUUGGCCAUAACUCGUGCAAUUUCAGUUUGAGGCAAUGGCCACCUGGUAUAUAAUUUUUCUUAUUAGAAGUCCCUGCAUGCAUAUGGUUGUGUCGAGUCAGGUCCAAGAUUGCAUUCAUGUGUCAAGUCAUUGCCAUUCUAACGACGGGGAGCAAUUAGUGUUCACAUUGCCACUAACUCAUGCAUCAGCAUCAAUGGGGUCCGUUCUUUGUUUUAACGAGUGGGUCAAUGGGUCGGUUACUGGCAUCUGAUAAGUUGUUGAAGGCCUUGAGUAAGAAUAUUUAUCUAGAGUCAUCGAGUGCUAUAAAAUUGGGGUUGGGGGGGCAAGUUUGCACUGAAUGGACAAGUCAAGGCUGCUGGUGCAUUGGUUUUUUGCAGGUCAACCUGGUCUUCAUGCAAGAAGUGCCUUAUGGUGCUGCUGUUUUCUCCAAGGGGUUAAGGUGUCAAUGUACAAGUCCAAAGUUUUUGUAGUCUGCACUUUAAGCCCAUGUUUUUUUUUUCUCCAUAUCAUCAAAUACUCUUGUUUUUAUUUUUUUGGGGGUCAGUCUACUGUUGUAUUGUCAUAGUUGGUAUUGUCAUAGUUUGGUUGCAUCCUGUUUUUCAGGUUGGAUUGCAUCUCAUUCAUUUCUUGUCCUCAUCCCCUCGUGAGGGUGAGGUUAUAUGUUCUUUAGUUAGGCCAUUUUGAUUCGCAUAUUUUGUUUUUCAUUCUUCCCGGUUGUUUACAGCUAGGCAUUUUGGCAAGUCAAUGUUAGAAAGUACUUUGCAUCCAUGAAACAUAUGCUGUGAUCUUAUGCGGUCCCCUUUUGAUUCCCCUUCCCUCUUCCCCCCAAACCACACCCAUUUGCGUCUUGUUUUGAAUAUGGAAUAUCUUACGAAUUUUGGUUGUUAUAUAUAAAAAUGUAUCUGGGAAACCCCUCCACCUAUUUUAUUGCUUUUUUUUUUUCCCCCUUUUCUUUUUGUAAUUUAUUUGUUAAAUGGUACGCAACAUAGUGGUUGAACUUGUUUUGUAAGUGAAGAAGAUACUUGAUACUA